Messenger RNA from Alexandromys fortis (reed vole), 6691 nucleotides. Its product is annotated as zinc finger protein with KRAB and SCAN domains 3-like. The record is from RefSeq and is a predicted model, not a curated record. Gene Ontology annotation, cellular component: nucleus. The coding region runs from base 225 to 1661 and encodes 478 amino acids. Gene Ontology annotation, biological process: regulation of transcription by RNA polymerase II; embryo development; urogenital system development. The transcript is spliced from 3 exons. Lineage: Eukaryota; Metazoa; Chordata; Mammalia; Rodentia; Cricetidae. Gene Ontology annotation, molecular function: RNA polymerase II transcription regulatory region sequence-specific DNA binding; DNA-binding transcription factor activity, RNA polymerase II-specific.
UUUAUUUGACCGGGGCAUCAUUGGGAAUAUUUGUUGUGGGGUUAGGUUGGAGUGCAAAGGAGGAUUCCGCAAAGGCAAGGCUUGUCGGAGAUAUCCGUGCAGCUGUGCCUCCGUGUGUCCCGGAAAACUAGAGGAGGAGACCGGUCCAUACUGAGUUCCCAUCUUCAGAGGAUCCUCUGAGGAUCCGCAGCUUGCAGCUUGCGUGAGCCAAGGCUUGGCGCAGAAUGGCUAGAGAGCCACAGGCGAGCGCAGCCCUAAUCGCUCCAUCGGCAGAAGAGGGGGGUGGGCUUCUGGUGGUGAACGUGGAACAGGAAGAGGUCUCCUCCUUGGCAGAGGAGGCCAGUUGGCUGAGCUUCCCUGCAUCCGACCGCUCCCGCCAGCGCUUCCGCGCUUUCCGCUACCCAGAGGCUGCUGGACCCCGGCAGGCGCUGAGCCGGCUCCGAGAGCUCUGCAGACAGUGGCUGCGGCCAGAUAUGCACAGCAAAGAGCAGAUUCUGGAGCUGCUGGUGCUGGAGCAGUUCCUGACCAUCCUGCCAGGGGAGCUGCAGGCCUGGGUGCGCGAGCAGCACCCCGACAGCGGGGAGGAGGUGGUGGCGCUGUUGGAGUACUUGGAGAGGCAGCUGGACGAGACGCCUCCACAGGUCCCAAAUGGUGAAUGGAGUCGAGAACGUCUCUGCUGCAAGGGGGCAUUGUUGAAGCCAUCCCAGAACUCACAAAGUAGCCACUCCCAGCCAAGGAAGAGUCCGCUCAAGCAUUCGUCUCAGGAAUCUUCAGAGUGUUCACCCUUACAAGCAAGAGGUGUGGAAAUGAAGACGGAAACCAGGGGCUUGCCUCCGGUUGAGGAGUACACAGAACAAAAGCCCGAGCAGCCAGUGAGUGUCCAGUCUGGAGACACUGUUCAGAUUCCUGCAGGUGCAGAAGCCAGUGAGCAGGAAGGCAAGUUACAGGCAACACAGACGAACGCCGCAAGGAACAGGCGGCACUAUUGCCAUGAAUGUGGGAAGAGUUUUGCUCAAAGUUCAGGCCUGACCAAACACAAGAGAAUCCACACUGGAGAGAAGCCCUACGAGUGCGAAGACUGUGGGAAGACCUUCAUUGGGAGCUCCGCCCUUGUCAUUCAUCAGCGGGUUCACACUGGUGAGAAGCCAUAUGAGUGUGAAGAAUGUGGCAAAGUCUUCAGUCACAGCUCAAACCUCAUCAAGCACCAGCGAACCCACACCGGGGAAAAGCCCUACGAGUGUGAUGACUGUGGGAAGACCUUCACCCAGAGCUGCAGUCUCCUUGAGCAUCACAAAAUUCACACCGGGGAGAAGCCGUUCCAGUGCAACUUGUGUGGCAAAGCCUUUAGGCGUAGCUCACAUCUCCUGAGACACCAGAGGAUCCACGGGGAUAAAACUGCUCCCAGGUCUUUGCCUGGAGAGGUUUGGAGAGGUCAGAGUAAGGUGGAGAGCCAGCGGGAUGGUACUGAAACUCCCGUGAUUCACCAGUGCAAUGAGUGUGAGAGAAGCUUCAUUCAGAAUCGAAGUCUUAUCGAACAUAAAAAAAUCCACACUGGCGAGAAGCCCUACCAGUGUAACACAUGUGGAAAAGGCUUUACCCGAACUUCAUACCUUGUUCAACAUCAGAGAAGUCACGUGGGGAAAAAGAUUGCAUCACAGUGACCUGUACCACCAUCCCUGCCAGAUGGUACUCACUUGUCAGUGAGCUGAAGGCAUCUGGAGCCCUUGCGGACUGCAGAAGAAAGGAUGUUGCCCAUACACACCAGCUAGUGUUAGAUGUUAUAAUCUGGCUGAGGUGAAUUAUCUUUUCUGUUCUAAAAGUAACUAGAAUAAGACCCGCUAAUAAGGAGACAUGGGAGCGUUCUCUGGAUGAGGGGGCACUGGAGUCUCUUGUUCCCAAUCUGUGGAUCUACAAGGUCUUCCAGAACAGUCACCCUUAGCUAGCACAUUUUUCUCCUGGAUGGAUGGUUCCAGAUUUGGGGGACAGACUCUUUGUACCAGUUGCUUGUCAACAUGACUCUUUGAUGUUUUGGUCAGAAUUCUGAGGUCCUGGCCCUCCUGUUGUGCCUUGUGUUAGUGAACAUUUACUACAGGGACUGAUGACAUGACCGUCAAAUCUCUGAAAAUCUAUGUCUAGAUUUCUGAAGAAACUCUCAUGGGACGUUUGUGUUUGCUAAGGUUCCAGACUCUGAAUCGGUCCUACAGUUUUCAUGCUAAGUACAUAAUGUUACAGAAUUUGACUUGGUGAUGCCAUAUAUCUUCAUGGGGAUAAAGAGUAUAGUAAGAAUGCUUCCAACAUCUUCUGAAGGCACAGGGAGACUUCCCUGUUUGUAAAACUCCAUCAGUGCACACUCAUGAAACAUUUUGUUUUUCACUCUUUACAGUGAACAUUUUCAGUCAGGCAAUUAAUAGCAAUCCUAUCUUCAUAGGGCAAAAUAGUUAGAAUUUCCAUUGCUGUGAAAGACACCAUGACAGAAAGCAACCUGGGGUGGGUGGCUGGGAGUUUAUUUCAACUUAGAAUCAUUCGUUACACUCCAUCACUGAAGGAAGUCAGGGCUGGCACACUGAAGUAGAGGCCAUGGAAGAAUGCUGCCUGCUGGCUUGCUCCUAAUGGCAUUCCUGUCCUGCUGCAUCUUAGUACCCAGGACCACCAGCCCUGUGGUGGCACCACCCACAGUGAGCUGGGCCUCUGACAGCAAUCAUCAUUCAAGAAAAUCCCCCCCUAGGCUUGCACUACAGGCCAGACUGGUGGCAGCAUUUUCUAGGUUGAGGUGCCUUUUGCCCAAUGACUAUUUUGUGUUGAGCUGACAUAAGGCUAGCCAGCACUAUGAAUGAGGAUACAGUUGAUGUCAUCUUCCGUACUGCUCAAUGUGUGUUACUUUUCUCAGGGCUGUGAGAAAAAAAACCUGAGAAAAACAAUUUAAGGAGGAAAUGCCUUGUCUGGGUUCAUGGUUUGAGUGGAUACAAUAUGGUGAAGUGGGCACGAUGGCAGAAACGUGAGACAGCUGGUCGCACUCUGCCUGAAGACAGGAAGCAGAGGUCAAUACCGAUGAUCUGCUGUCUUCCACUUUCCCCUUUUAAUUCAUUUCUGGACCUCGGGCCUUGGGAUGGUGCUGCCCACAUUCAGGCUGGGUCUUCUCUCCUGGAUGAAAGCUCUCUGGAUUCCCUCUCACAGACUUGCCUGAACUGUGUCUCCUGGGGGAUUUAAAAUCCAGUCAAGUUAACAAUGAGAAUAGACGAUCACACUCAACAUCUUGUUUCUCACUUUUUCCAUACCUUGAGCCUAGCCAAUUCUAGCACACAUUGAUUAUCCUCUUUGUAUCAAACUCACUCAAGACUGUGCCAGCUAAUCAAACUUCCUCCGGGUCAGAAGCUUCACAUCAAAUAGUCAUCAUUUUUAUUUAUGCCUUCAAAACUGCCCUAUGGGUUGAAAGUAGAAGAACAGUAAGUGAUGGGUGAGGUGUAUUAACCCCAGUGGAGAAAAACAUGUCUACUAGGAAGCAGGUUGAGAAUCUUGGAUGGAAAGUGCUCACAGGCAAACCUAGGCAGUCAGGGCUCAGUGCAGCGAGUUGAUCAUAAGAAGUAAGAUUUUUUUUAAAUGAUAACUCAAAUAGUUCAGUCCAAUCAUCUGUGGUUUUCUUUUUAUACCUCAGAAGAUGGUGUUAGUCAUUUGUGAAAUGACAUCAGACUUCAGUAAAUUAUCAGCAUGCUGUUCUUGUUUGCUCAAAAACAGUACCUGUUUUUGAUUUCCUGCUUUGAAGUCUCUGGCUUCAAAACUUAAAGACUCUCCCUUUAAUAAUUCCCUAUAAUCCUUCAUUGCCUUCAUUUCUGGCUUAUUAAAAUUAACUUAGCCUUCCAAACUUUUUUAGACUUAUCCCUGGGAUCUUCUAGCAUUUAAUUUUUUUCUUACUUAUACUAUCUUCAUGAAGCUACUAGGCAAUUUCUCUUCUCCUUUAAUAUUUUUCCAGGUCCACCUGUUUAAAGCCAAGCUGAGACAUGAUAUAAAAGUCAAGCAGAUUUAAAAUAAGUUACAUGACAAUAAAUACUUUAAAAAAUAUAUGCUUAUAACCCUGAAACUUCAACAUUCUUUAUGGGCUUCUUGGCUUACUUUUCUUUGGUCUUUAAUUUGCUUGGCUAUUGCUUGAAUACUUGUGAAGGACUUUUACAAAUCAGGAAACUUGGGGCAAUGUGACUUCCAUUAACAAAGAAGCCUUUUGCUUCUUUGAGGCAUUUGACCCCAAAGCCUUUCUGCCAAAGAGGGAAAUAUAGAAAAGUGUUUUUAGAGCCUACUAUUCCAGACACUGGGAUGGACUUAUAAAGCACGAAAAAAAAUGCUACUUUGCAUGUUUUACUAAAUAAUUUUUAGGAAUUUUGUGGUGACUGGUUGACUCUUCCAACUGAAGUGAGACAACCUCUCUAUUUUCUUCUGUUCAUUUCUUUCUCUAUUUAUUUAUUUAUUUAUUCAUUCAUUUAUUUAUUAUCUGUUUGUCUGUCUGUUUGUUUAUUUAUUUAGAAUCUGGUCCUUUCGUGUGGCCCUGGCUAGGCAGGAACUCACUAUGUAGACCAGACUGGCAUUGAACUUACCGAGAUCUGAGUACUUGGAUUAAAUGAAUGUACUUCAAUGCCUGAAUGUGUAGCAAACUUUCUUGUUGAACUAUCUUUGGAUGGCCAGCUCCCAAACAACAACGUGGAGACUUAUUAUUAAUUAUAAAAGCUUGGCCUUUAUCUUAGGCUUGUUUCUAACUAGCUCUUGUAUCAACCUAUAUUUUUUUAUAUACAGUCUGCCGUGUAGGACAUUUACCUCUCCUUGGUAUGGUCUGAUGUGGUCCCAGUCUGCAGGCAAAAUCUAUGCACCUGGAUUUUUCCUCCUUUUCCCUCUUCCUGGAAAUCCUGCCUAUCCUCUCCUGCCUAUCUAUUGGCCACUCAGCUCCUUAAGAAAAUCAAUGAGAAGGUGCCUUGGCAAAGUCAUAUCUUCACAGUGUACAAAAAGAUUAUCCCACAACAUGAACUAACUUAUCCAUUUUCCUGUCUCCUAUUUGAGUAAGAAAUUGGUUAUGGUACUUUUCCUUACUCAGAUAGAAUGGUAAAUUUUUUCAGUGAGUGGCCCUUCUAAAUUUCUUCUUUUUCUCAUUUAAAAUUAUUUUCUAGGGCUGGGAUUUAGCCAAGGAACAUAAGUAUCUGAAGUGUUCUACCACUGAGCUGUCCUUAUGCCUCUUUUUGCUUUUUAUUUUGAGGUUGGACCAUACUUCUUACCAAGUUGGCCAGGCAGGCCUUGAAUUGGCUCCUAUAGCCCACACUCAGGUUGGCCUUGAACUAUUGAUCCACCUUCCUCAACCUUUGGAAUUGUAGCUUGAAUUGUAGAUUGAAUUGAUAUCACCAGGCCCAGCUAGAUUUCUUCUUUAUCUUGGCAAGGAAUGGGUAUUACUAUAAAAGGUUUUCUCUGCCUCUUCCUUUACUGGAAAAUAGAAAUAGGGUUUAUAACUUACCUCUUAAGAUUGUGAGCAUAUGCUUAUAUGAGCAAGAAGUGUUAUGUGGAUACUCUGGAAAUGCAUACUGGAGAUUAAACAUUUUGUUAUCUAAAUCCUCAACGAGAAGUUUGUUAAUUGUAAAGAUUGUGCUUAUAGGUUUCUUACAGCUUUAGGAUGCUGUUGCUCUCCUUCAAUCCAAUCUGUGCCAUCAUCUUCCUAAAGAUCAAUAAGGACCUCAUCCACCAAGAAACUUAGGCAACUACUUUGUCUUUUAAUUCAUCUUUGUUUUUCUCAUGAUAGUCAAAAGCAAAUUUAACAGAUUCAUCUGAGCAAAGGUUUUUUCAGUCAGUUUUAUGUCCUGUCUGCACAUUUCAAUAAUUUCUAUCACAGAAACUUGUUCCAGAUUAUUUUUGUGAGUUUUAUGUGUCUGUGAUAGAAUACUCUGACUAAAGCAGCUCAUGGAAGAAAGGGUUUGUUUGGCUUUCAAUUCCAGGCUACAGCCUGUCAUUGUGGAGAGCUCAGGGUGGCGGGGACUUGAAGCAGCUCGUCAUAUCACAUCCACAGUCAGGAGCAGAGAGCAAAGAACCAGUGCAUGCCUUCUAGUUCUCAGCUAGAGUUCUCCACUCUUAGACUUCAGAAUUCCCUUCCUAGGGGAUAGUGCCACCCACAAAGGGUGAGUCUUCACACCAUGAUUAACACAACCCAGAUUAUCCCUUGUAGAGAAGCCACAGGCCAACCUAGUCUAGAUAAUCCCUCCUUGAGUCUCCUGGAUUUUAGUAUCAAGUUGAUUAAUAAAACUAAGUGGCUCACUGACCAUAGGAAGAUUUUUUUUUUUCAGCCAGGCAGUGGUUGGCUCACACCUUUAAUCCCAGCACUCUGGAGGAAGAGGCAGGCAGAUCUCUGUGAGUUCGAGGUCAGCCUGGUCUACAAGCAAAUUCCAGGACAGGCUCCAAAACUACAGAGAAACCCUGUCUUGAAAAACAAAAUACAACAAAAACAUACAAACAAACAAACAAACAAAAAACCAAAAAGAUGCUUUUGCAUUUGUAUCUACUCAUACUUUUUGUGUGGUUUCUGGGGUUAGUUAUUACUCCUUGUUUAGAACACCAGUCAAUCCAAUAUGCUGGAGUCUGAGUGCAGCAAGUUUCUGUCUUCUUUCUCGAUUAAGAGUUAAACACAGAAAAGUCAGGUGUGGUAUUACAGAACUGUAUUCUCAGUGCUUCU